This is a messenger RNA of Pisolithus orientalis, 1074 nucleotides long. RefSeq lists its product as uncharacterized. The transcript has 4 exons. Gene Ontology annotation, cellular component: nucleus. Gene Ontology annotation, molecular function: zinc ion binding; DNA binding. The annotation marks the transcript as partial. NCBI's taxonomy places the organism in Eukaryota, Fungi, Basidiomycota, Agaricomycetes, Boletales, Pisolithaceae. The record is from RefSeq and is a predicted model, not a curated record. Gene Ontology annotation, biological process: DNA-templated transcription.
AUGGUGACUCUUCCGGGGAAAUCUUCGACAUGUAGUCUUGAACUACCUAUCCCUCUCCUUUUACCUCCAAUCUCUGCAUAUUUUGCUGCCCAAUCACCAUCCCCGGAUGACGCACCUUGCGUGACCUCACGGCUUAUGGCACAUCUGCCGUUCGCUCCCCGCAAACGACAAAGACUCUACGAUAAUGUCGAGGACGUCCUGAAGAUGCAUCCAUGUUUUAAUUUCAAGCAUUUUAAGGAUCGUGCAGAAGCAAUGUUCAGAUGGGGGUCUGAAGCCGACAGCUCUGACGACGGUGCGCUUGAUAGUUCUUCACCAGGCCAUCCCAGUCUGGAAACGGGAGGGAUGAUGGGAGGUCAGAAAGCAGAAUUGGCACGCGCCAUCUUCUUUGGCCCACCGUCAGCUACACCUGUAUCUGCUUCCAAAGGUCCCAGUCCUGCCAAACCCACUCUAUCUUUCUUCGCAGCAGUUGCAGCAGCAUUCGCUUUGGGUACGUUGGUUGACAGAGAGGUUGCUGAUGAAGAGGCUCGGAUUCACGCAGCUGCUCAAUGUGAGGGAAUUAUAAAAGGCAAAAAUACCCAAAAAGAUUCUGCCUCGUAUCCAUCUGUUCUACUUGGGCUUUCACAGCAGGCGCUGGCAUUGUUCGAGAAGAACAAUUCAUAUGAUCUGGACUUCCUCGUAACGAUGAUUCUUCACGUGCUAUACAUGCUUCAUGAUAGUAAAGCUCGUGUGGCACACAAUCUUUUGCCUGAUGUCGGCAAAAUGGUCAACGUUGCUCGCACCAUGGGGUUGGACGCAGAUCCUGACGAGUUUCCGGGAACUUUCAACCUGUUCGAUGCCGAGGCACGGCGACGCCUUUGGUGGGACAUUUUCUAUUACGAUCUGUUUGUAUCAGACUACAUGGGUCGUUCAGCACUAAUCUCCGAUACGGAACAUACAACUCGAUUACCGAUGGAUGUCGAUGAGGAUGUGUUUACACCUGCGUGCACAUCCAUUCCGCUUCCUCGAAGUCCAUUGUCAUUGCUCGAGCCAAAUGUUUCGGACUUCAAGUACUUCGGGCUGAAGUGCAGGUAUAUA